AUGGGCACAAUUCUACAGGAGCGAGUGGCACAACAAUGUGUGGAGCGGGUUUUCCUCAGGGAGAGGGACUGGAAGAAGAAGGCGUCGUGCAGCAACAACAGGCCUAAUGUGGGCAGCAACAAAAUGGGAAGGCGGCAGGCACAAAGGAAACCACUGCAGCCACAGUCCACGAUCCCAAGUCAAGAAAAUAAUAAUGAAAAAGUAAGUAGGCUGCAGCAGAGAAGAAAGCACAAGCCUCACAUCCCCCAGACUAAACGCAAUACGUGUCAACACAGCGCUCAGGGAACCUUAGAGUCAAAGUCCCAUCCACUGUCCCCUGCAGAGGACAGGAUGGAGCCAAAGGUGCAGCCAGCUGCUCAGCGCUCUGGCCAUAGAGAACAGAAGCACACAGGAUUCAGAGGGAGCAGACACACUCCAGCCUUUCCCUGCCACCGUCUGUCUGACUCCAGCCCCAAUCUGCUGGAGAGACACUCACCAAAACUGGAGGAAGGAAGUCUGAGCGGCCAUGGAGAAGGUGACAGUGACACAGACUUGUCUGAGUCGGAGAGACUUCCUGUUUCGUCCUCUGAUCGGGUCCCUCCACAGCUCGAGUUGAGGCCAGAUGUCAUUGAGGCUGAAGACUCCACUCACUCCACUCGCAGCCACAGGACAAGAGGACAGGGACGUGGUGGAUUUGACUUCCCAGACUUCCUUCCUCCACCUUUUAACUCCUGGAGCCUCAGUCAGCUGGCCGUCUUCUACAACACGGAGGGCCUGGGGGCCCCUCGGCUCAGGCCAGUGGGAUCUUUGGAAAGGUACUUGGAAAGACUGCUGCAGCUGGAGUGGCGUCAGAUCCAGACUGUCCAGGAAGAGAGUGGCAAGUCAGCUGUGUCAGAUGUUAUAUCCAGCUGCCACAGGUCACCUGCUGCUGUCACAUCACGCCUCAGCUCCCCGAAGUGUAUCCUCCAGUGUCAGCGUGCCUUCCCUCUCACCUUCCUCUCUUCGCUGGCGAGUCACUCAACCCUGCUCUCCAGCUGUGCCUGCACUAUGUACCACAUCCGCCCCUCCAUCUGUAACGCGUCCUGCUGCCGCUCCUCGCACAGUCACACCCGUCAGUCUAGACUGAGUCCCAUGCUGGAGCACAGGAGGCCUGUGUCUCUCCCCAAAAGGAGCUACAGCGAGAGCCGGGUUCACUCCUCAGACAGGAGCUCCAUAUCCCGAGCUCAGAGGUUCAGCAGCCCCGUGAGGACCAACAGCCACCUGAGGAGAAUGCAAGCCUCAGGCAACAUCCGCAACCCAGUUCAAGGUGCUAACACCAAGCCUCAAUUCACUGCCACAGACUCAAGCGUUGGGGCUGGGAGAGACUGUUUGGCAGCACGGGGGAAUGUGUUGGACCACAGGACAGGAGGGUUUAGGAGAAGGAGUGGCUCAGAGCAAAGGAGAGGUGGAGGAGUAGAGAGACAUCAAAACGGAUCAGUGAAAAAACGGAGUGGUUCUGAGUGUAGAAGAGGAGGAGCAGAGCGAAGGAGAACAGCUGAGUUUAAGGAGCGAGAAGUAAAACCAGAUGCUGUCACUGCAAUAAUGGACAAUUUACCCACGUCCAAACUUUCUCCUGUUAACAGACACAACAGGACAAAACAGGUCGAAUUUGUUACAUAACAGCAGCUUAAGGAUUGUAAGUGUAAUCUAUAGUCCACAGCAAAUAUCAUCACUUUUAAGGUUUGGUUAGGAAUCUGCAUUUUCAAUCACUUUUCUUAUUUGAACAGAGAAAAACUGGAUGAAGUUUAUUAUCUUUUUUCAUUAGAGAAUGGGAUGUUUUUCAGCCAUUAGUUACACUAUUAUUUUAAUAACAUGUUUAAUAACUGUAGUGUAUUUUUACAUGCACUGCUGAUUAUACAUAAAUCUAAUGUGCAUGUGAAUAUUUAUAUAUAU
Messenger RNA from Toxotes jaculatrix (banded archerfish), 1911 nucleotides. It is a transcript of the gene fam217bb, whose product is annotated as family with sequence similarity 217 member Bb. The record is from RefSeq and is a predicted model, not a curated record. The transcript has 4 exons. The coding region runs from base 1 to 1638 and encodes 545 amino acids. Lineage: Eukaryota; Metazoa; Chordata; Actinopteri; Toxotidae.